Molecule: messenger RNA, 1861 nt
Organism: Perkinsus marinus ATCC 50983
Lineage: Eukaryota; Perkinsozoa; Perkinsida; Perkinsidae
Exons: 15
Coding region: 11-1861 (616 amino acids)
Molecular function (GO): nucleic acid binding
Source: RefSeq, a predicted model, not a curated record
UUUACUCUGAAUGACCGAUAAGACACCAGAAUUCUUCCGUGUGCGUGUCAGCGAUUUGGGCUCUCGAGAGAAGACUGAAUUCGUCCGUUCCGCAGCGGACAUCGUCUACGCCCAAACCCUGGCCGAUCGGAGUAAGCAGUUCUCGAAGGCCUCCGAGGAGUUUACUGGGGCUAUGAAGCAGAUCUUGGACCGGCGGUUUGGGGAGGACUGGAAUGUUUGCGUCGGGUUUAAGGCCGGCUACGCCCUCAAGUCCCGUAAGAAGGAGUCGGCUAUCGUCCUCCGGAGCAAAACCAAGGAUGCAUCACAGCUGCUAGUUGUAUGCUGGCGGAGUCCAGCGUUCGAGAUACUCGACCGUGAAGUUGUCCGUCUGCAAGCCAGCAAACAGAUCGAGGCCGAGGAGGGCAUAGUCGCUGAAGUGAAGGGUGGUGACUCAAAUAGAAAGGUGAAGAUCUUGCAGCAACCCAAGGUCGACGAUCCGACCUAUAGUCCCGACACCGCGGUCGUCAUCGAGGAGGUCACCAAGUUAGCUCAGUCAGAUGAGCUCUGGCCUAGUGACAAGCAGGACCUAGCGAUAACGAUACGCCAGCACCUUGGUGCCCGUUUCGGUCCGUGCUGGCACGUGCUGACCAGCGAUGGUGAGAUUAUGCUGCGUACGGCGGAUAAGGGGGUUGAUGCUAGCCUUACACUCCAAGUUGGCAAGACAAAGAUUAUUAUUUUCCGUCACACCCAAGCGUCCACUGGUCUGCUGUCCUCCCUCACUCCCUCGACUUUGGCCGAGGCAAUGCCGACCAUUAUGAUGGUCUUGCUGGCACUGGUCUACAUAUACCAUAGAGGAGUCUGCUCCAACCCUACGAUUGCCGCACUCCUACCAGAUGCCGCGCUUGCUUUGUGCCCUUCUGAUGACGCCUGGUUCACCGGCGUACUCUAUCAAGUUGCAGGCAGUAUUCAUCCUAAGUGUAGUACGGAAGGUUAUGAAGGUCGUGGGCCAGGCCACAGGUCGCCGUCGAGAGCUUCACCAGAUGAGAGAACACCAAGAGCGGCUAACAUGGACAACGUCGACUUUGGUCUUCACGACGUCUUGGGAUACUACGCAAGGCAAAUGUCCAAGAUCAGUGAGUCUCCUGGCCAGUGGACAGACAUGCUGGCUGUGAGCGCAUCCCAGGCGGUCAUUGAUGCGUCCCAAACUGAGACGGACGUCUCCCCGAUGUCGAUCGAUCCACCAACGCCCUCUGCUACCACAACUGAGACUCCGAGUCGCUACAGUAAUUUGACAUGGACGCCCAAGCAAGGCAGUCAGAGUAACACCUCUGCUACAUCCCGAGUAUCAGUUCAGGGGGAUCACACUGGUCGUAGCUGGGACCAGGGAGGAUGGGGAGGAGGCAGUGGGAGGAAGAAUCAUCGUGGCGGACCGGCAACCCCUGGUUCGAGGCAGUCAGCACGUUUACCCUCGGCUAAGAUGGCAUUCAAUCCUAAUGAAAAACGGACUACGUUACUGAUGAGAAAUGUGCCUAACGAUCUCAACCAAGAAGGCCUGGUCGACCUUAUCCUCAAAAUAUGCAAGCAACGAGGAAAAAGAAUUCGAGUGAACUUUUUCUAUGCUCCGAUGGACUCUGGUACCCGACGAAAUCUGGGAUAUUGUUUCGUUAACUUGCAGGAAUCCAUGAUGGCCAAAGACUUCGAGGAGAUAUUCACGGGCUUGGAACUCCGAGGGGCCGGUCGAAAGCGAGUAGACUGCCAAUGGGCAGUUCUACAAGGCUUCACUGAGAACGUCCGCCAUUAUAAGAAUUCCUCGACUGUUAUGGACAAGGAUAGCUCCUACUGGUCGGGCCAGACUUCUAAAGAUGCUUUCAAAAGCCUGUGA